CACAUAGUCCCACGACGACAUUACGACAAGGACAAGUCUUUCGGAUUCGGAAGUUUCUAAUGUUUCGAUUUUGAAGUUCGAACAGUUAAUGUACUCAUCGAGCAGCGUGCAACAUCAGAGCUAAAUAUUAUUACAAACAUCGGAGACGACUACAAUCGUAAAUAUACAAUAUCGGCCGAUUACUAGAGAACUACAAUACAAAACGUUGCACAUUGUCGACGGCGUGUUUGAAACUUGAACUACAUAUCAUAUAGUAUGCUUGAACGUCAGUGCGGCAGCUGUUUAGUGCUUACCACUUAACCAGGUUCGACCACAUGUCCACACGACACGCGUGCACACACGCAUUACACAUUUUCACUCGUAAAUCCAAUGCUGUCUAACUUCUAUGACAUUUCUGCGGACAAUCUACUAUCUAAGCGAUGCCACCGACGACCGACGGCACGUUCUGUUUUUAUGUAACACGCUUACACGCGUCCUGACCUCAACCAAUUCUGAACCGGUUGCACAAAUCGCGGCGCAAAUAGUCGGGAGUGCCAUGCGUUUACAUUCGCUAGGUCAUUGAUGGAUCAUUUAUAGUAUUUAAAUCUGGCUAAAUAACCAAAUGCAUUAAUAACGUGAUAAAUCCGAAGACAAAUACUCCGGUGGGUGAUACACGAGUGAACAAUAAUAUCAUCAUAGGACUAUAUAACCAUUGUCAGUUUUCUUUUUGUUCCGCGUUUCCGGACACGGGCCGUACGGCGUUCCGUUCCAUACCGCCCAGAUUCUUUGUAACACAGUGCGGAGCACAUUACACUCACAACCCGCAGAACGCACACAUCGUCCGGGCGCUUCGCUUAGACGUGUCUCUCGCAUAGUCGCAUUCACUCCUCGGCCGCCUCAGGUAUGACUUAUUAAUUGUCUCGCCACCGCCAAUAAUUAUCAGCACCACGUGAUAACAGCCACGCAACUCUAUUGUUACGGUUACGAUAUUAUAUAUACCACCACGCGCCGUAAACGGCGUAAACAUCGUGUUCAGUGAGUUACGAGUAUUCGGCUACGUCAUCCAUCGGUUCAGGAAACUCCGGACGCGUCACUGUCGUCGAUACGACCACGGGUUUUAAUCCUAUUAAUUUAAUAAAUAAUCUGUGAUACCAUAGCCGAGCCUCCUCCAGAAGUCCAGAACCACGAUCGCGGUCGAAUUGAUUUGAAAUGUUGUGCCUAAAUAAUGAUAGCAAGAUACAGAUGAGGCUAAAUAUUAAACGGCAUCGACAAAAACUUCUUCAGUAUUUAGAGAAUACUAAUGAUACUGUUUUAAAACCUAAAAUCAAAUUAAUUUCAAAUAAUUUAGAAAAAUUUAAUUUAAAUCACAAUGUUAAACCAAAAAUUGCUUUUAGUACUGAAUUACUAAACUCAAAACUUGAACCAACUAAGAUUAGAAACCAUAAAACUAGAUCAACUGUUCGGCUAAAACAAUUAAAGCCUAUAAUAACUACCAAAGAAAAAAAACUUGAAGUUGUAACCAAUGUUGACAUAAAAAAAUACAAAACCAGAUCAAGUGAUACUCUGAAUCAACUUCAACCAAAUAUUAAAGUAAAUGUACAAGCUGAACUGCCUUCAUCAAAUAUUGAGUUGAAACAAAAAUCUAUAUCAACCGACGAAAUAAUAAAUCCUCCUGAACCUAUCAUAAAAAAACUUAAAGAGCAAUUGAUCGAAGAGCUAUAUAAUAGUAGUUCAGAAUCAGAAGAUAUUGAUGAUAACAUUUCUGUUGGAAGUAAUGAAGAUUGGAGUGAAAUUUUUCCAACAGAUAAUAAGAGCGAUGUAUAUAACAAUGUCAGCAGCAAUUCAAUCCCUGUUGAAGCAGUUAAAUAUUAUGAACAAGAACAACCGGUCAAUGAAAAAAGUAAAGAAGAAUAUUAUUCUAGUUGUGACAGUGAUAUCCCUGAUUUGGAUGUCAACUACCCGAACACCAGAAAGAAAAAUCGGACCAUAAAAAUGACAAAACCUCAACAUAAAAGUAGUAAUAAGUCUAAACAGAGGUUUAGAAAACCCCAAGAUAGGUCUUUACAUAAUGCCAAAGAACGAGCAUGUCGAGAACAAAUAGCCAAAAAAUUUGAUAUUCUAAGAAAAUCUUGUAGUUAUUUGAACACAAAUAGACGUGUACCAUCAAAACAUAGCAUACUUUUAGCUGCAAAAAAAGAGUGCGAUUUGUUAAAACAUUUUGAAAAUAAAUUGAUCGCAGAAAAAAAAGUAUGGCGUAAAGCAAACGAUAAUCUAAGGGAGAGGAUAGCUAAUAUCAAUAAUAAAAACUACAAAGCCGACAUGAUAGUAGAUUUAGAUUUAAACUGAUUGAUUAUGUAUUGCCGGACAAACCAGGGAAAUAUUGUGGUAAUUUUGUAAAUGUAUAUAAAUUAAACACAAUGUAUCAACUAUUCUGACCAACUAAUUAUUUAUUAUUUUUGGUAUAAAAAAAAUAUGUAUAUUAUUUUAAUAAUAGUUAAUUGAUAUUAUACAUGUAUUAUUAUGUUUUAUCUGUAUAUUUUGUAUACAUAAUGCAAUGUGUACAAUUGUUGUUUAUGUUAUGUGUUUCUAAUAACUAAUAUUUUUUUUCUUUGUUUGUAUAUUUGUAUGUAUUAACACCAAAUAUUUAAUUCAAAUU
Messenger RNA from Rhopalosiphum maidis (corn leaf aphid), 2635 nucleotides. RefSeq lists its product as uncharacterized. The transcript has 4 exons. NCBI's taxonomy places the organism in Eukaryota, Metazoa, Arthropoda, Insecta, Hemiptera, Aphididae. The record is from RefSeq and is a predicted model, not a curated record. Bases 1189 to 2325 code for a protein of 378 amino acids. Gene Ontology annotation, molecular function: protein dimerization activity.